AUGUCGUGGAUCGAGUCGCCCUCGCUCACACCACCCGCACACUGGGUCUCCCUCGUCCAGCCCAUCGCCAACUCGCUCACACUCACCGCCCUCCCACCUGUCGCGCACCUCGUCCUCCUCUCCCUCGCCGCGUCCUUUGCAGCACAGCGAAUCAGCGCCGUACUCAGCCCGCGCGUGUUCGGGAGGUACUACCCGACCGAACGCAGGAAGCGCGAUGAUUGGGACCUGCACAUGGUCGGCUGGCUCUACGCCUUCAUUGCCACCCCAAUCGCAAUCCACCUCCUCCGCCACCCAUCCCCCGAACUCGACCUCGACCCGCUCUAUGGCGUCGCGCUCCCCGAACAGCGACUGAGCGCGAUCGCGAUCGGGUACUUCAUCUGGGACGCCCUCGUCACCUUCCGCCACAUCCAAACCCAAGGCCUCGGCUUCUUCCUCCACGGCGCAACCUGCCUCGUGGCCUUCACCUUCACCCUCCGGCCGUUCGUCUUGUGGUGCGGGCCGAGGUUCCUCAUCUGGGAGUUGUCGACUAUCUUCCUCAACGCCCACUGGCUCCUCGACAAACUCCACCUCACCGGCUCCCCCCUCCAAAUGCUCAACGGACUCUGCCUCGUCACAUCCUACAUCGCCGCCCGCCUCGUCUUUGGGACUUACACGUCGUGGACAUUCUGGAAAUUGAUGGUUCCCGGAGACGCGGAGAAGGUGUUGAAGGAGAGGGUGGAGCAGGCGGGGUGGGUGAGGUGGGUGUAUUUGGGACUGAAUUUGUCGGCUAACGGGUUGAAUUUCUAUUGGUUCAGGUUGAUGAUCCUCGCGUUGAAGAAACGCUUCGUACCCCCCGCCUCAAAAUCCGCACAGCGCAAACCGGUCCCGGUCGAUGGGAAGCUCGGCGAGGGACAGGAACGGAGGGUCAAGGGCGAAUAA
This is a messenger RNA of Rhodotorula toruloides NP11, 918 nucleotides long. RefSeq names its product TRAM/LAG1/CLN8-like domain-containing protein. Gene Ontology annotation, biological process: lipid homeostasis. The transcript is spliced from 7 exons. The coding region runs from base 1 to 918 and encodes 305 amino acids. Gene Ontology annotation, cellular component: membrane; endoplasmic reticulum. The record is from RefSeq and is a predicted model, not a curated record. NCBI's taxonomy places the organism in Eukaryota, Fungi, Basidiomycota, Microbotryomycetes, Sporidiobolales, Sporidiobolaceae.